This is a messenger RNA of Coffea eugenioides, 2044 nucleotides long. RefSeq names its product beta-1,3-galactosyltransferase 7-like. The record is from RefSeq and is a predicted model, not a curated record. Gene Ontology annotation, cellular component: Golgi membrane. Bases 242 to 1429 code for a protein of 395 amino acids. The transcript is spliced from 11 exons. NCBI's taxonomy places the organism in Eukaryota, Viridiplantae, Streptophyta, Magnoliopsida, Gentianales, Rubiaceae. Gene Ontology annotation, molecular function: beta-1,3-galactosyltransferase activity.
CAUUCUUUGAAUAUUUCAAAUUAUUCCCAUCUUCCAUCAAUUCUUCAAUCAAAAUAGAGUAUUUUCCCAUAUUCCCCUUCCUUUAAGGCCUUCAGCUCCAUCAGCGCCAUCUUUCACGUCCCGACCCAGGAAAAAUACGCAAAUAAUUGGAACCCACUUGAUCAAAAUUUGAUCUUGGCUUGACUCUGUGGGGAAUUUGGCACUGCCACUGUUUCUGUAAUAGUAAUAGAUAGAGAAAAAUAUGAAGAGCAGAAGCAGUGGAAAAGUGUCUGUGAAAUGGAUUCCUAUUUUCUCUAUUUCCUUCUUCUUUAUUGGCAUGCUCUUUACUAACAGAUUUUGGGUCCCACCAGAAUCUGGCGGUCAGCUGAUAUCUCAGCACAGACGGGAGCAAGAGCUUCAGAUCAUCUCUGAGGACUGUACAACCAAGAAGAAAUCAGGAGAACAGGAUAAGGAUGUGAUGGAUGAGGUUUAUAAAACCCAUGAAGCAAUUCAGACAUUGGACAAGUCGAUUUCGAUGCUUCAGAUGGAGUUGGCGGCCAGUAGGAGUAGCAAGGAAAUGGGGAAACCUGAUAGGAGUUCAUCUGCAUCUUCCAAAGAAGGGGCUCCAAGAAAGAAGGCGUUCAUAGUUAUUGGAAUCAAUACUGCUUUUAGUAGCAGGAAAAGGCGUGAUUCAGUUAGAGAGACAUGGAUGCCUCAAGGUGAAAAGCUUGUCAAACUGGAGGAAGAGAAGGGGAUUGUUGUCCGUUUUAUGAUUGGCCAUAGUGCAACAUCUAACAGCAUACUGGACCGAGCUAUUGAUUCUGAAGAAGCUCAACACAAGGAUUUCCUCAGGCUGGAGCAUGUAGAAGGAUACCAUGAAUUAUCAGCUAAAACAAAAAUUUUCUUCUCCACUGCUGUAGCAAAGUGGGAUGCUGAUUUCUAUGUCAAGGUUGAUGAUGAUGUACAUGUGAAUCUGGGUGUGCUAGGUGCAACUCUUGCGCGUCAUAGAUCAAAACCAAGAAUUUACAUUGGAUGUAUGAAAUCUGGGCCUGUUCUUUCUUCAAAGAAUGUCAAAUACCAUGAGCCGGAGUACUGGAAAUUUGGAGAAGAAGGAAACAAGUAUUUUAGACAUGCAACUGGGCAGAUUUAUGCGAUUUCAAAGGAUUUAGCUACUUACAUCUCAAUUAACCAGCCGAUAUUGCACAAGUAUGCAAAUGAAGAUGUAUCACUAGGUUCGUGGUUUAUAGGUCUUGAAGUUGAGCACAUUGAUGAGCGCAGCAUGUGCUGUGCAACCCCACCAGAAUGUGAAUGGAAGGCGCAGGCUGGAAAUGUAUGUGUUGCUUCAUUUGAUUGGAGCUGCAGUGGAAUUUGCAAAUCAGUAGAGAAAAUCAGAUUUGUACAUGAAAGGUGUGGUGAGGGAGAAGAAGCCGUCUGGAAUGCUUUAUUUUAAUUUUGUAUGGUUGCAGAUAAUUGUGGGUAGAGACAGUGGGCUGAGAUUCCAGUUUCCAUUGUCUUGAGUUGGCCACCUAAUGCUCUAACAAGAGGGCGUCAUUCAGACCAAUGAAGGCUUGCUAUUUUACCCCUGGAUGGUCGUAGCUAAGAGAGCCUGUCCCCGUCUGAUAUGAAACCCAUUGGCUUUGACCCCAGUGUAGCUUAACGUAAAGAUGGGGUCUGAGAAGAUAGUAAUUUUGCGAUGAUUGGAAUUCUGCUCAGCUUAUUGGAGAAUGCCGGAUUUGUUAACAAUUUUUCCCGUAAGAGGUAGCUGUAUUUAGCAUCAGUAUUGAUGGAAUACUUGGUACUGAAAAUCAAUACUCCUUCCUCACCUCCAAAUCCUUUGCCCAAGGGCUUUGCCAGCCCUUGGGCAAAAUUAAUAUUGUUUCCGCUUCGCUUCUUAGUUGUUUUACCUGGGCAUGUAGCUCUGUAUCUCUUGUAAUGUAGCACAUUCUUGUUUUCCUUUUUCUGUCUUAUGAUAGUCUUCCUAGCUCAGUAGUUCUCCAGUUUCGCAAACUUCUUGUGAAACUUUCAAGUAUGAAAUCACCUAUGAAGGGUUGGGUAAGUUAUUUAA